UAUGUGAGCUUCAACAGCUUUACACACCUCUGUAUUUCCAAUGGCGACCGCUCUUUCUAUAAACUGGACUCGCUUCGCUUCUCAAGUUCCUCGCUCUUUUCCCUUCCCUUUUCUUCAAAAGAACCGCCACGUCAUCAGAUUAUACCGGAGCUUCCGGUUUCCCGGUAGCUUCUGCACUCUUUAUUCCUCCUCUAGACGCCCUUACACUGUCGUAGCUUCCAAUUCUCAGUCUAAUGGCUUGAGUAGUUAUACUGAAGUGGGUGAUGAAAGAUAUGACGUGAUUGUGGUGGGAGGAGGGCACGCAGGGUGUGAAGCUGCCCUUGCUUCAGCACGAUUAGGGGCGAAAACGCUGCUUCUUACUCUUAAUCUUGAUCGCAUCGCAUGGCAGCCAUGUAAUCCUGCAGUUGGUGGCCCUGCAAAGUCUCAGCUGGUGCAUGAAGUCGAUGCACUGGGUGGUGAUAUUGGAAAAAUAGCGGAUAGGUGCUAUUUGCAGAAACGUGUUCUUAACAUCUCUAGGGGCCCUGCUGUUUGGGCAUUACGUGCACAGACGGAUAAGAGAGAAUAUGCUCUAGAGAUGAAAAAGAUUGUUGAGAGCACCCCAAACCUCUUUAUCAGAGAGGCAAUGGUAACAGAUAUUUUGUUGGGGAAAAAUGACAACAUUGAGGGGGUCUGUACUUUCUUUGGAAUGAACUUCUAUGCACCUUCGGUGAUUCUGACGACAGGGACCUUUAUGAGUGGGAAAAUAUGGAUUGGUAGAACUUCAAUGCCUGCAGGAAGAGCUGGUGAAUCAGCUUCCGUUGGUCUAACAGAAAACUUGCAGCGCCUUGGCUUUGAGACUGAUAGGCUAAAAACAGGAACCCCUGCACGUGUAGACUGUCGUACUGUAGAUUUCGCAGGACUGGAACCCCAACAUGGAGAUGAAGAGGUAAGCUGGUUCAGUUUUGAUGCUAAUUACCAUAUAGAAAGGGAACAAAUGUGCUGCUACCUUACACGUACCACAAAGAGUACUCAUCAGCUAAUUAAAGAUAAUUUGCACGAAACUCCUACUUAUGGAGGGUGGGUGGAAGCUAAGGGCCCUCGAUACUGCCCCUCCAUUGAGGAUAAGAUUGUAAGAUUUCAAGAGAAAGAGUCUCAUCAAAUAUUCCUUGAACCUGAGGGUCGAAGUGUUCCUGAACUCUAUGUGCAGGGAUUCUCUACUGGUUUGCCGGAGAGACUACAGUUGCCACUUUUACGAACAUUACCCGGACUUGAGAAUUGUACAAUGCUCAGGCCAGCCUAUGCCGUAGAGUAUGAUUACUUGCCUGCUUAUCAGUGCUCCAGAUCCCUAAUGACUAAAAGGAUCGAGGGUCUUUUCUUUUCUGGCCAGAUCAAUGGGACAACAGGCUAUGAAGAAGCUGCUGCCCAGGGGAUUAUAUCUGGAAUUAAUGCAGCUAGACACUCAGAUGGCAAGCAACUUAUUGUUCUUGAGAGAGAAAGUAGUUUUAUAGGGACUCUGAUCGAUGAUCUUGUAACCAAAGAUCUUCGAGAGCCUUAUCGCAUGUUAACAAGCCGCUCAGAACAUCGUCUGCUUCUGCGGUCUGAUAAUGCUGAUAGCCGUCUCACUCCACUUGGUCGUGAAAUCGGUUUAAUAGAUGAUCGAAGGUGGAUGAUGUACCAGGAGAAGCAAGCUCGUAUCUUGGAGGAGAAAAAGCGGUUGAAAGCAGUUAGAAUUUCUGGUGGAGAGUUGGCCACUGAAGUUACUCAUCUCUCUGGUCAGCCAGUAAGGGAUUCAUCAACACUAGAGAGCCUGCUUAAGAAACCACAUAUACAAUACGAAGUUUUUGAUAAGCAUGGGUUUGGAAAUUCUACCCUGUCCAGGAUGGAGAAACAGUGCGUAGAGAUUGAUAUCAAAUACGAAGGCUUCAUUGUGCGCCAGCAGAGCCAACUUCAACAGAUGGUUCAUCAACAGCACAAACCAAUUCCCGAGGACAUAGAUUAUUAUGCAAUGGUGACUUUGUCGCUCGAAGCACGUGAAAAACUCUCAAAGGUUAGGCCGCAAACAAUUGGGCAAGCAAGUAGAGUUGGUGGAGUUAAUCCUGCUGACAUUACAGCACUCCUCAUUAUUCUUGAAUCUAACAGGAGGAAAGCCAAAGAGCAGAGUAGAGAACAAGCAGUACUUUUGUGAAGGAUACAUAUGAUCGGCUUAAAAGUCCUCUUCAAAUGACACUUGUCUCUUAAAACCAGCAGCAUUCUUGUCUGCAUGAUUUUUAGAUCAAUGAACAAGGGAAUCAUCACCACCUAGGAUGCAUGAUAGUCUUCCUGUUUUCAUUUGAGAUACUUGUAGUUGAAAACGAAGCCAAAGGUUAUGUACUAUACGUACACGAGUUGUAACAUAUUUACUGUCUUUAUAAACGUGCAGCAGCAACCGCGUAA
Messenger RNA from Lycium barbarum (goji berry), 2412 nucleotides. RefSeq lists its product as uncharacterized. Gene Ontology annotation, biological process: tRNA wobble uridine modification; tRNA methylation. Gene Ontology annotation, molecular function: flavin adenine dinucleotide binding. The coding region runs from base 41 to 2164 and encodes 707 amino acids. The transcript has 13 exons. NCBI's taxonomy places the organism in Eukaryota, Viridiplantae, Streptophyta, Magnoliopsida, Solanales, Solanaceae. The record is from RefSeq and is a predicted model, not a curated record.